UUUAACAUCGAGUUCUGUCGUCAAUAACCAGCGUUCUAUGGUUUAAUUACUGACAAGUUAUUUUAGCAGUGAAUAUUCCGUAUUUCAAUAAAUUUGAGUUUGUGUGUCGGAAAAGGUUGCUUUUAAGUAUUGUACGUGGUCCGUGUAUAAUGCUGAUCACAGUACGCGUGAUACGUAUAUACGGAUAGAUGCGUAUAGGUAGGACCGAUCUGUGGAAUGGAUGCUUAAUAAGUUACGUUCUGCGUUACUUGUAGUCGUUUUUCACGUACUUCUUUGCAACACUGGCUUUCAAUUAUUGUUGAUCACUGUAAUUUUACAAAGAUUAUUAAUCUCUUGGGCAAAGGAUUGUAGAAGAACAUUUUUUAUAAUCAUGGAUUCAUCUGACAGGAAAAAUGUUUAUCUCACGAAAACGGGUGAUAAUUCAUUGAAUUCUGGAAUGAGAGAUACAAUGAUUGUUGGUCAAACGAAUAUGACUCCAGAAUGCGGUGAACCUGUAAUGAAACCUGGAAAUGUAUCCAGUGUUUCAAAUAAUCAAACAAAAUGGUCAAAUAUGCAAAGCAAAAAUUUUAUUAUUAAUGCAGUACCAGUGAAGAAUGAAAUUGUACAUCUUGAAGAUGGGGCACAUUGCAAUAAGAAAAUGCAUUACUAUGACAGACAUUAUGUCAGUCAUGAUGAAACAGAGAAACCAACACGUAGAGGAACAAAAAGAUAUAGAGAUAAAGAUGCACCUAAAAGAGCAUUGUCUGCAUUUUUCUAUUUUUGCCAAGAAUUACGUGGAAAAAUGAGAGAAUUACAUCCAGAAAUGGGAGUUGGUGAUAUUGCCAAAGAGUUGGGUAAAUUGUGGAUGAGUACAGAUCUUCAAACUAAAUCAAAAUAUAUGGCAAUAGCAGAAGAGGAUAGAGCUCGAUAUGAAAGAGAAAUAAUUGCGUACAACAAAAGAGUAAAAAAUUAUGAUCCCGAAGAAGUUGGACCCGUGUAAGUUUUUGAAUAAAUGAAGGAAACAAGGUAGGACAGUAUAUUUUGUCCUAAAUCAAGCACGCGCCAAUUGAAAAUAUAUAACAAUUUUACUA
This is a messenger RNA of Dufourea novaeangliae, 1070 nucleotides long. Its product is annotated as high mobility group protein B1-like. NCBI's taxonomy places the organism in Eukaryota, Metazoa, Arthropoda, Insecta, Hymenoptera, Halictidae. The record is from RefSeq and is a predicted model, not a curated record. The transcript is spliced from 6 exons. Gene Ontology annotation, molecular function: DNA binding, bending. Gene Ontology annotation, biological process: regulation of transcription by RNA polymerase II. Bases 221 to 979 code for a protein of 252 amino acids.